UUGACAGUUUAACGCGACCUUUACGCAUGCGUGGACGUGUUUUGUAAUACAAAAUAGUGAAAUGUGCCCAGUGGCUAUCCACCCUUUAUUGUAACUGAUAAAGCGGUCAGAUAGUGUGUAAAAUGUUGGAUUUUUUCCCAGUUUUCUAUUGUGGAUUGUGCGAGCUUAUCUAGAUGCACGCUAGUUCCCACAUAAAACAUGGUAGAAAGCUGAUCGAAGAUAACCAACUCUAAUGCUAUUCAAUCAUCUGAUGGAAGGAGGAACUGUAGCCACUAAUACAAUCCUACCUUUCAAAAGUCUUGACGGUAAAGAUGAACGUGAAGGAACUAUAAAGGCACUCUUAAAGAACUUCACCGUACCAGAACCCGAAAGCAUGGCUAUCAAACAAAACCGUUACAAUGAUUGCGUUUACACAGUCCCUAUCAAACCACCAAUGUCAUCAGUAUUGCAGCGACAAACAGUACAAGAAGCGAAACAAGCCUUUUUAAACACAAGUAAUCAUACGAGAUUAAACAAAGAAGAACCUAUUUUGCAUUACGCACAAAUUGCAAUAACUACUCAAAGUGAAGAUAUGAGGAGUACCGGAGGAGGUAAAUUUAAAGAAAUAAAUACUCGAAAACCUGUAGAAAAAUCUCAGCCAAUAGAAAUACCUAACAUUAAAAAGAAAGUGGACCAACAAAGAAAAGUAAGCUUUAAAAUUAAAAACGCAUCUGCCUCGUACCGUCGGCCACCAAUAGUAACGACAAUGACAUUAACGGGAAGUAAAGUAUCGGAGUUGACAAAGAAGUUCAAUGACUUAGUAAACGCAGGUGCACCUGCGUCAUCAAAGCAAUCAAAAUUAGUUAAGUCCAUAGAAGAGCAAUUAGUUACAAGAUAUUCAGCGAGUAACAGUUCUACUCCAUCAUCCACUCUUAGCUCAAGUCCUAAUAUAAAAAUUUUGGUACGCCAUAGAAAGGGAUCCAAGAAGAAAAACAAUAGAAAGAGAUGUUCCAGUAUGGAUUCCAUAGAUAAAUUGUCAAUUUCGGAAAAUUCUAUAAGCAAAAUACGUAUUAUUCGUUCAAAAUCAGACGGUAACAAAAUACCUAAAUCUCCUAAGAAACGUCUAAAAUAUCCAGACUCGAGUGAACAGCAAAGUGGGUCAGAUUCAGUGGAUGGAAGUCCAGAUAAGAAAAAAAACAACAACUCGCCAAUUCUUUGCGAUCCUCCUACGGAUAAGGUAGUCGUGAAAAACGUUAUAAAGAAAUUUGAAUGCGAAAUAAUUGCUCAAUCGCAACAAAGUACCAUAAAAAGACAACCUAGUCAAUGUGCAUCUAAUAAAAUAAAUCCAAUGAGAGAAAAGCCCAAAGUACCUGAGAAAAAGACGUCAUUAGUUGUAACAAAGAAUCUUGUUCUAAAAGAUGGAGUACCAAAAAUUAAAAUUAUCAAACCAGUACUAGUCGAUGUAGCUGCAAAAGAUGAAAAUACUACAAUACAAACAAAUAUAAUCAAAAAGAAAGAACCAUUGUAUGAUAAGAAAAAGUUUAAGACCAAUUAUAUUCAUUCAGAAAAGUUGCCUCUUCAUGUUGUUGAAAUCAUUCAGGAAGAAGGUAUCGAACAUUAUACACCCUUGGCUAAUAAUGAUACCAUAUCGGAAGAGGACAUUUCCAAAGAUUCAAAUAAAAUAUACCAAGACCUCGAGUCACAAGUUACUCCGAAUGAGUCAUUUUUGUGGAGAAGAAAGAGCAGCCAAUUAUAUUCAGAAUCUGAAAUGAUAUCAUCCGAGAAUCCUUACGGGCUUGUCAACGUCACCAUCGAUAAAAAUACAACUAUUAUUUCUUGCAAUGAGAAUUGUCCAUCAUUAGAAAACACUUCCACAUCAGUAGAUAGUAGGAUAGAUGAUGAAUCUCAAAAAACAAGUAAUGAAACUAAUUGCGAAUCUCAAAGCUCAGAUUUUGAAAGUAAUUUAAUUGAAGCUUGUAACAAGGAUGUGAUCGUAGGAUUUACAUCCAAACCACCCAAACCAGAAGUUGAAGAUGAUUAUGAAACUUUAGAACCAAGAGAUGAUGAAAACAUUGUAGUUGUUGCCGUAAAAAGCGAGAGAACUUCAAAAAUAAAUUGUCCCUUGCCUGAAAUACCAAAAUCUGAAAAUGAAUCACGGCCAGUAGGAAAUAUAUAUCAAUGUCUUUUAGAGAUGCGAUCUCACCCUGAGGGAGAUGAAAGCAGUCUACAUAGUUAUGAAACUUGCGGUGUUUUAGAAGAAAGGACCCGAGGAGAUGGAGAUAGUGACGAUGGCUACGAAUAUUGUAAAUCGCCUAUCAAGCCUUACUGCUUAACGUCCAGUGCUGGUAUUCAAAUAGCAGAAGACUACAAACCUUCAGCUAAGAAUUAUGUUAUCACAAAAUCUGUUAGCGGAACGUCUACGGUCAGCUAUGAAAAGAUUGGUUCAGAUCGAAUUUACGAAAAAAUACCAUAUCAUCCCGAGAUAUAUAAAGAGAGUAGUCCAAGUCAGAGUAAACGGCAUUCACUGGCAUCUGAUAACACGAGCUACAACGACAAUGAGAACAUCUACGAUACCAUCAAACACGUCGAGGGGACGCUGUCCCAUUGUUAUGAAAGUAUACCAAACAGUCCUAAUGUGGUGAAACUAAGGAACAAAAUGAGAAAGUUGCCCUCGGCUGUACAGAAGCGCCUAUCUUUUGAUAACGUGUCAAAUUUAAGUGAAUCAACGUUAUCUAGCGAACAGAAAACUAAUAGUAUCUACGGGCAGCGAUCCGUUGUGAGUUACAAUGGUCAAGAGAUUGUGUUCCAAGUGCCUAGCAGCGAAACAAGUGUCAGUGAUCGGAGUGAACGGAGUGACAGGAGUGACGACUGGGUCGAUAUCUCCGAUGAGGAGAAGGCCGAAGAAAAGAAAAUCAUUAUUGUGCAAGAAAGAAGCCGCGGUCGAAAGAGCCCACUAGGCUGGUCCCAGAAAGUUCGUCAUCAGUGGCAGCACUCUCCAAAACGAAGAGAGGACAAAGAGUGUGACAGUAGUGAGUCAGGACACUUGUACGAGUCGCUGGAGCCAGUUCCGCCUCCACCGGCGCUGUCCUCGCUUCCCAUGCGGCCGUGUCCGCCAAUACCCGCGUCAGUACCAACUGCCGUGCCCGCGCUCAUCGACGAUGACUUCGAUUCGUUUGACAGCGACUCGGACUACGAUGACAACGAUAAGACUUUAUCUCCGCAACCGCCGGCGCUGCCUGCGUCAAGGUUACCGACGCCGCCCAACGCGAGCGGACAAUAUACAUUGACAAAAAUAGCAAACGCAGCGCAGAAAAAAAUGAGGCAAAUCAAACGUAACCUUACGAAAAGAUAUUCAGUAGCAAUGGAUGGUAAAACCUUCAUCAAGUCUUCAAAUCAAAAUGGUACCUACGACGUUCCAAAAAACCAAACAAAGACAAAAUCACCCACAUACGCUAAUUAUGAAAAGCCAGAGAACCAAAACGUAUACAGCAACAUCAACUUUGAAACCAAGCCAAAUAAGACUGAGAAUUCCUUGGCGAAAAUCACGGGAUCAUUCAAAGAUGAAUUAAAGACUGUAAUUGGGGAGAAGAAGGAGAAAAGUGGGGAGAAACGUCUGAGUACGGGCGAGAAGCGACUGAGUGGGGAGAUUCCUCCCCCACUACCUGAAAAAUCUCACCCAGAAAAGCCUACUACUCCGAACGAGAUGAAAAAAGAUGGCGGCACGUUAUCGAGGAAGGCUUACUUGUCAUUCAAGUCGAGAUUUAGGCGAGCUACGUCUAUGGCUGUUGACAUCAACUCUGAAAUACCGAGCGCUCUGAAGAUUACCAACUCCACCUUCUAUUUGACGGACUCUAUGGAUGGAGAUUCGGGUUUCAGCAACUGCAGCGACAGCGGUGCGACUCCGUCGGACGCCGCGUCCCCCCGGCGCGAGGGUACGCGUCUCCGGGCCGCGUGGUCCGAGUCGUCGCCGUGCUUGGCGCUCGAGCGACCCGCUGUGCCUCCCCCGCCCCCGCCCUCCGCGCACCACACUGACCUUAGCGCUGUCAACGAAGAGUUGAAGCGGCUGUUGCCGACGUUGUCACGGAAGGAUAAGGCUCCUCGGACCCGCACCUCGUGGUACGCCGAGUGCCUGACCGACGCGGGCACGACGUCCAACUCUGCUUGGUACGCCGAGGCUGGCACUUACCCAGCUGGCAACAUCUCGUCAUCAUCGGGUGCAUCAUCAGCGUCUCACCCAGCAUCGCCGCUACCUCACUCCCUCUUCACCCACGAACCGCUUUACCAGUUCUACAACGCUGCUAAAGUUGAGUCGGUGUGCCGCGGGGGCGACUCGGACUCGGACGCCUACGAGGCGGGCGGCGGGGGCUCCACCCAGAGCUGCCCCCAGAGCUGUCCCCCGCGACCCUCGGCCAUGGCGCUGGUGGCCCCGCGCGGGCCCGCACGCACGCUCUGGUGCGAGGUGCCCGAGGUGCUCAACUCUGCUGUACUUAGUUCUCUUGCACCAGCCCAGAAGAAACUCCAGGAGGCGAAGUUUGAACUGUUGACGUCAGAGGCUUCGUACCUCAACUCAUUGAAUGUUCUGGAAACUCACUUCAUAUCUCAUCCGGCCUUCCGCGACCCAAAUAUACUUUCGCCUCAGGACUGGGAGACACUAUUCUCCACUAUAUUACCAGUACACAAAUGCUCUAAGCUACUCUUGGCUGACAUAGAGAAGUGCUGGCAAGAGAACAUCCUGUUGGCGGGGAUCUGUGACAUAGUGAGGAGUCACGCGGAGCAACGGUUCCAUGUCUACGUCAAAUACUGCGAGAAUCAAGCGCUGAUGGUGCGCACGUUGCAGAGGCUACGGGAGAACUCUAACUUUGCUGCGGCACUGAAAAGGUUGGAGAGCGAGCCGGCAUGUCAGUCUCUGUCGCUGCACUCGUUCCUGCUGCUGCCGAUGCAGCGCGUGACGCGGCUGCCGCUGCUGAUGGACGCGCUGCUGCGGAACCUGGCGCCCGCCGACCAGGAGUACGAAGCCUGCGUGCGCGCCCUCACCACUCUCAACCACUUUGUGUCCCAGUGCAACGAAGGCGCGCGCAACACCGAGCGCGUGGAGGAGAUGUUGCGACUCAGUUCACAGAUUCAGUUCCCGCCGCACCUGCGGAGCACUCCCGACCUUGCCCCCGCCUGCUGCCGCCGGACGCGCAGACCAGUCCGUUGGUUGGUCCGGUCGGGUGAGAUGACUCAGAUGGUGUGGAAGACGGACGAACUGAAGCUGACUUUCGGGAAGAAGUUCCACAAGGUUCCUCUGCAUCUGUUCCUCUUUAACGACCACCUCGUCAUCACUAAGAAGAAAAGCGAGCAGUGCUACGUGUGUGUGGAGCACUGCGCCCGCUCGCUCGUGGACGUGUGCGCCAGUGACGCGCCCGCCGCCGCCAAGCACGGACUGUUGCUGACGCUGCUGGAGAACCACGAGGGACGCACCGUCGAGAUGUUGAUGUCGUGCGCGAGCGAGACGGACUCGCGGCGCUGGGUGGAGGCGCUGUCGCCGCCGAGCGCGGCCGAGGCGGGGGAGGCGGUGUACGCGGGCUGGGACUGCCCGCAGGUGGCGGCGCUGUACGAGUACGUCCCCGCGCAACCCGACGAGCUGCGGCUGACGGAGGGGGACGUCGUCAACGUGACCAGGAAGACCUCCGAGGGUUGGUUCUACGGCGAACGCACCCGCGACGGCGAGGCGGGCUGGUUCCCGGGCUCGUACACAGCUGAGAUCGCGUCCCCUCACGUGCGCGCGCGUAACCUGCGGCAGCGGUACCGCCUGCUCGCGCUGUCGGCCACCUACCUCGGACAGAAACGUCCGCUCUGAACUUACUGACUGAUAACACUUCUCCAAUAGGAAUUGUAUACUUUCAACUGUAAAUAAAUCAUUCGAUAGUUUUUAAUCUAUUAUCAGAUACUGCCGUUUGUGCAAUUAAAUCGUGACAUACCUACCUAUAUGCCGCGUAUAGAUUUAUAAAUACAGACAGAGCAAAUUUUGUAAAUAUUAUCGCAACUACUCCUAAUAGAUCUGUGUUAAGUUUCUUUGAAAAAGUGACAUCUAUAACAGCCUAUACACAUCUUAAUACAUGUAUAAGUAAUUACAUUUCUUUUGUUUCAAUGAAAAAAUAUAGUUAAUAUUUAUUAGUCUUUGUGUAUACAAUCAUACAUAAUAUACUUAAUAAUAUUGGAAAUUAUUAUAUUUUAUAAAUGGAAGUGCCGUUUUUGCACAUUUAACAUGGACCGUCCACUAUGCCUUACGACAUUAACUAGGAUAUAAGUUAUAACUAACAUGUUACAUAGAUUAUAUUUAGGCUAGCUCCAUAUUAUGUGGAAAAUAUCAUAGUAAUUAAUUAUAUAUCUGUACAGUUACGUAUGAGAUUUAUAUUGUUAUUGUAUAUUGAUUACAUUUUUUGUUUUUAUAAUUAUUUGAUUGAGCAGGAUUUUAAACGUAUUGGAUAUUAUGUUAUAAUGCCUAAAAAUUGUCUAUGAACGCUUGUCUGUCAAAAAUUUACUAGUCAAGGUGGAUGUGCUAAAUUGGAAUGGAUUAAUUGGAAUCGAUACUGUAAUUAUUAUUUUUAAAUAUACAUUCCCUUAUUGUAAGUUAUAAGUUAUCAUAAAUGCGUAGGUACUUAUAUUAUAUAAAACAUACCAUGUUGGAGUCGCCCAAAUUAAUGUAGUUUAUCAUAAAUUUUAAUUUCUCGUAA
Molecule: messenger RNA, 6698 nt
Organism: Leptidea sinapis
Lineage: Eukaryota; Metazoa; Arthropoda; Insecta; Lepidoptera; Pieridae
Product: ephexin-1
Exons: 19
Coding region: 233-5821 (1862 amino acids)
Biological process (GO): activation of GTPase activity
Molecular function (GO): guanyl-nucleotide exchange factor activity; protein binding
Source: RefSeq, a predicted model, not a curated record